AUGUGGGGUGAUGUUUGCUUUCUUGAAGAAGAUGAGAAUGCUCCAUUGGCGGUAAAACGCAUGUGUAUUAAAACUGUGAAGUCUUCCUUAAUUCAUGAUAAGAUUAGGGUGGUGGCUCAAGGAAUAGAAUAUGUUGUUACAGUGCGCGAAAUUUCUAAUUGGGAACCGGAUAUGAUGGAGGAAGGUUAUAUUGACUCAGAUAUUCCGGAUUUGUCAGGCGAUGAGGAAGAAGAUGUAUGUUUUGAUGAAGAUGAGAUUGAAGGUCUUAAAGUAAAAGAUGGUGAGAAGGUGGAUGAGGGGCAUGGGGAUUCUUUCAGUACAGAAAACAUGCAUAGUAAAGGGGAUAGAGGUGUCGGGUUUGUGGAUAGAAAAGGCGGGUUUUUUCAAACUAAUAUUAAAAGAAAGGGCAAUGAGGUAGUGGAUGGGGGUUCUUCUUCUUUCGUUGCUGCUGCCGCUCCUGGUACGGAUGUGAAUCAAAGUGAACCGGUAAUGCAUAGAGAUGUUUCUCCGGAUAGGUUGGCUGAGGAUGUGAUGCCAAAUGGACCCACACAUGCGGUGGAUGAUGUGGAGGGUGAGAGGAUUUCAGAAUCCCUUUCGCAACAUCCUGGUUUUCGGCGAAAGAAAUCAUCUUCUUCUUUUGGAUCCUCUAAGUUGGUGAAAAAAAAGUCCCAGUAG
Messenger RNA from Lactuca virosa, 675 nucleotides. The record is from the annotation of a GenBank genome assembly. NCBI's taxonomy places the organism in Eukaryota, Viridiplantae, Streptophyta, Magnoliopsida, Asterales, Asteraceae.